Eremomyces bilateralis CBS 781.70 is the source of this 1935-nucleotide messenger RNA. RefSeq names its product Endopolyphosphatase. The transcript has 3 exons. The record is from RefSeq and is a predicted model, not a curated record. Gene Ontology annotation, biological process: polyphosphate catabolic process. Bases 1 to 1935 code for a protein of 644 amino acids. Gene Ontology annotation, molecular function: endopolyphosphatase activity; exopolyphosphatase activity. Gene Ontology annotation, cellular component: membrane; fungal-type vacuole. NCBI's taxonomy places the organism in Eukaryota, Fungi, Ascomycota, Dothideomycetes, Eremomycetales, Eremomycetaceae.
AUGUCCAGAUCCCCAUCUACAGCGCGACCGUUAAAGGGGCGAUUCCUACAUAUCACAGAUAUCCAUUUUGAUCCGCACUAUAAAGUCGGAUCGGAUAUUGGCAGGGACGAGACCUGCCAUCACGGCUCCGGCCACGCCGGCUUCUACGGAACCCCGAAAUCCAGCUGCGACACCCCCGAGAACCUCAUCAACGCGACAUUCGCCUGGAUCCAGGAGCACCUGCGCGAUGAGGUCGACUUCGUCGUGUGGACCGGCGACUCCGCCCGCCACGACAACGACGAGAAGUUCCCGCGCCACCAGAAGCAGAUCGUAGCGCAGAACGAGUUCGUCGUAGAGAAGUUCAGGGAGGCGUUCGGGAAGCCGGAGGAUUGGGACGACAAUGACUCGACGAACGACUUCCUCGUUCCCAUCGUUCCGACGUUCGGGAACAACGAUGUGCUGCCGCACAAUAUCCUUUUGGAGGGGCCAAAUUUUUGGACGGAGCGGUAUUUGAAGAUUUGGAAGCAGUUCAUCCCGGGGGAGCAGAGGCAUCAGUUCCAGAGGGGUGGAUGGUACUAUGUGGAGGUCAUUCCGGACAAGCUCGCCGUAUUUAGCUUGAACACCUUGUAUUUCUUCGAGUCGAAUUCCGCCGUCGAUGGCUGUGCCCUACCAACCGAGCCCGGUUACGAGCACUUCGAAUGGCUCCGAAUACAACUACAAUUCCUCCGCGAGCGGGGCAUGAAGGCCAUCAUCACCGGCCAUGUCCCCCCAGCGAGGACCGAGGGCAAGAUGUCCUGGGAAGAGACUUGCUGGCAGAAAUAUGCGCUGUGGAUGCGACAGUACCGUGACGUCAUCGUCGGAAGCAUGUAUGGCCAUAUGAACAUCGACCAUUUCAUCGUCCAAGAUUUCGGAGACCUGCGUAAAGACACGAAGAAAGGAAAGAUGAAGUUGCAGGGCGGAACGGGGUCGCACAUCUCGACGGAGGACACGCGGGGACUUGUCGAAAUCAGCUCCGCGAGCAGCUAUCUGGUGGAAUUGAGGGAUCUCUGGGCGAGACUCCCACCACCUUCAAAAUUGGGGAAGAGGGCCGUCGAAUGGCAUGAAGAGAAGUACGAAGACAACGAUGGUCUCCUUGAUCUGAAAGACGACCAUUUUGCGGACAGCUAUUCUGUUUCGUUGGUUUCGCCGUCCAUAAUCCCCAAAUAUUUCCCGACCCUCCGCAUCAUCGAAUAUAACAUCUCCGGCCUGGAAGGGGCUUCGUCCGCCCCUAUUUCCCCCAUGCGAAGGCCACCAAACGAUCUUCAGAACCCGAUCCAGAACUCUAACCCUCGAUUGACGUCCCCGAUAGACUCGACAGCCCACGAGAGCUUCAAAGACUAUCUUAACCAGACGGACUUCGCCAUCGCGAUGAAAAAGGAAAAGAAGAAACAUCGGAAACACAAGAAAAAGAGCAAGCGAUACAAAUUCACCAUCCCUCACGGUCCUUCUUCAGCCGCCGUCCCUGGCCCUGCGUACUCCCCCCAGCCUCUCACCCUGCUGGGUUACACCCAAUAUUUCGCCAACCUUACCCACAUCAGCAACGAGCAGGAUCAUGGUUCGUCAAUCGUACCCGAGGAGCACGAUUCAACAGUCGGACCCGCCUCCUCAAAACCGAAACCCAAGAAGUUCGACUUCCACGUCGAGUACAGUACCCUUGACGAUUCAGUCUUCAAGCUUCGAGACAUGACCGUGCGAAGUUACAUCGGCCUCGCGCACCGGAUCGGCAGGAAAACCCAAGCCAGUUCUACUGAUGGAGACGCCAUCGAAAGUUCGAUACAGCCUGAAGGGAACAAGAAGAGGAAAGGGAAGAAGGGCGGGAAGAAAAAGCAGAAUGUGACGUGGUUGACAUUCGCGAGGCGAGCGUUUGUCGGUACGUCGGAUCCCGAGGAGCUCGAGAACUUGUGUGGGAGCGACUAG